This is a messenger RNA of Colletotrichum phormii, 3636 nucleotides long. RefSeq names its product Hydantoinase B multi-domain protein. Gene Ontology annotation, cellular component: cytosol. The transcript is spliced from 9 exons. Bases 1 to 3636 code for a protein of 1211 amino acids. Gene Ontology annotation, biological process: glutathione metabolic process. Gene Ontology annotation, molecular function: 5-oxoprolinase (ATP-hydrolyzing) activity. NCBI's taxonomy places the organism in Eukaryota, Fungi, Ascomycota, Sordariomycetes, Glomerellales, Glomerellaceae. The record is from RefSeq and is a predicted model, not a curated record.
AUGGGCUCGCUGGGUCCAAGUAGAAAGAAGAUUAGAAUCGCGAUAGAUCGCGGCGGCACCUUCACCGAUGUGCACGCCUACAUACCCGGCUCAAAUGAGCCGGAAAUGGUCUUCAAGCUUCUUUCGGUAGACCCAAGAAACUACAAAGAUGCACCCACCGAAGGCAUAAGACGCGUCCUGGCACAUUACAGGGGCGCACCAGUAUCCCGCGACGAGCCCCUUGACAUCUCAGACGUCGAAUCAGUUCUCAUGGGAACGACCGUGGCCACCAACGCCCUCUUAGAACGACAGGGUGAGCGCGUCGCGUUCCUCACAACCAAGGGAUUUCGGGAUCUGUUUGUUAUUGGCAACCAGGCUCGACCGCACAUCUUUGAUUUGAGUAUUCACAAGUUGCAGAAUCUGUAUGAGAGGGUUGUCGAGGUUGAUGAGCGGGUGACGAUGGAGGAGUUCUUGGAGAAUCCGGAGAAGCAGCCCAUUGAUAUCGAAAGCGAUCCAGAGCUCGUGAAGGGGUUGACUGGCGAGCCGGUUCGAGUUCUCAAGAAGCCUGAUCUGGAAGUGGUGGCAAGCCAGUUGAGCGACCUCAAAGCUAAGGGGUUCAAGAGUCUUGCGAUUUGCUUCAUCCACUCGUAUCUCUACCCCAAUCACGAGAACGAGGUAGCGGAACUAGCGCGAUCCAUGGGCUUCAACGUUUCUGUUUCCUCUAAAUUGCAGCCAACGAUCAAGAUGGUAUCCCGAGGAAACUCAGCAAACGCCGACGCUGACGGCGGCCUUUGUCUCUGGCAGAACUUCUCCGGGUUGCGCGCCAUCCUCUCCGGGCCAGCAGGCGGCGUAAUCGGCUUCGGCAAGUCCUGCUAUGAUCCGGAGACCAAGAUACCGGUGAUUGGCUUCGAUAUGGGCGGCACCUCGACGGACAUCAGUCGCUUUUCGGGCACGUAUGAUCAUGUCUUUGAGACGGAGACGGCCGAAGUCACGUUGCAGACGCCACAGUUGGAUAUCAAUACUGUCGCUGCUGCUGGCGGCUCGAUUCUGCAUUGGAAGAAUGGCUUGUUUGCGAUUGGACCAGACUCUGCCGGCGCCCACCCAGGACCUGUUUGCUACCGCAAGGGCGGACCUCUGACAGUCACUGACGCGAACCUCUUCCUGGGUCGUCUACGUCCCGAAUACUUCCCUUCUAUCUUCGGACCAAAGGAGGACGAAUCCCUCGACUAUGACGCAGCAGCCGCAGCUCUCCAUAGUCUCACGAAGAAGAUCAACUCCGAAGAGGGAAAGUCAUUCACGCCGGAAGAGGUCGCCAGCGGCUUCCUCCGCGUCGCCAACGAAAGCAUGAGCAGACCUAUACGCUCGCUCACAGAAGGCAGAGGCAUCCGAACGUCAAAUCACGUCUUGGCCACGUUUGGAGGCGCCGGUGGGCAACAUGCUUGUGACGUUGCCGAAGCGCUGGGCGUAGAGCGCGUCGUCAUACACCGAUUAUCAUCCAUCUUGUCUGCGUACGGCAUAGCGCUGGCCGAUUUGACGCAUGAGAUUCAGCGUCCCAAGGCGGCUGAGCUUUCGGACCUCUCCGAUACACAGCUAGGAGAAGUAUUCAAGGUUUUGACGGACGAAGCUACGGCGACUUUGGUCGCCCAGGGGUUCUCUGAUGAACAGAUUGAGCACGAGCUAUUCCUCAACCUGCGGUACAAGGAGGACAUUCGCGUCCGCGCGCUGGGCAAGACGCCCGACUCCAACGUGACCAGCGUAUCGCAGGCUCUCAAGUCUGUCGAGACUAGGCUGGUACAGAGCGGUAAGAGGGCCAGCACGACGAAGCUGUACACGAGCGGCAAAUGGCAUGAAGUCGACCUUUUCAAGCUCGAGGAUCUUUCACCAGGCGAGCGGGUCGUUGGUCCAGCCAUCAUCCUGGACCAGACCCAGACCAUCAUGAUCCAGCCGUCUUGGACUGCGACUGUGCUUCCCCGUCACCUACUUAUUGACAAGAAUACGAUUUCGCAAGGCUCCGUCGACGAAGCCGUCGAGCUCACAGCAGAGACGGAUGAGGUCGACCCGAUUCAACUAUCAGUAUUUGGUCACCGAUUUAUGAGCAUAGCGGAGCAGAUGGGCAGAUCGCUGCAAAUGACCUCGGUCUCCGUCAAUAUCAAGGAGAGGCUAGACUAUUCGUGCGCCAUUUCCUCGCCGACAGUUGGUCUGGUUGCCAACGCGCCGCAUAUCCCGUGUCAUCUGGGAGCAAUGAGCUACGCCGUGGCCUACCAAGCCGAGCGCUGGGGCAACUCUCUUCGCCCUGGAGAUGUGCUGGUUUCCAAUCACCCGGCCGCCGGCGGAUCCCAUCUUCCCGACGUGACGGUGAUCUCGCCAGUGAUCGAUGAAGACACCAACGAGGUCCUCUUCUGGACUGCUUCUCGUGCACACCAUGCCGACAUUGGAGGCAUCUCUGCCGGUUCUAUGCCACCGCACUCUAAGGAGAUCUGGCAAGAGGGGGCGUCCUUCUUGUCCUUCAAGCUGGUUGAUGGAGGCAGGUUUGACGAGGAAGGCCUCGCUGAAAUUAUGCUGAAGAAGCCGGCGUCUUAUCCUGGUUCCUCCGGCACGAGAACGUGGAAUGACAACGUGAGCGAUCUGAAGGCCCAGAUUGCUGCCAAUCAGAAGGGUAUACGACUCAUUCAGGACUCGAUCAAGGAGUACGGUCUACCGACUGUCCAGAAAUACAUGCUCGGAAUCCAGAACAACGCUGAGAAGGUAGUCCGAAACCUCCUCCGCCAAGUUCAUGACCAGUUUGGUGGCCUGCCGCUCGAGGCCGAGGACCAAAUGGACGACGGCUCGAAGCUCAAGCUUAAGAUCCGAAUCAAUCGCGAAGGGGGCUCUGCCGUCUUCGAUUUCACAGGGACUAGUCGGGAGAUGUACGGCAACCUCAACGCACCGCGGGCCAUCACCUUCAGCGCCAUCAUCUUUGUCUUGCAUUCGUUGGUCAAGGAGGAUAUUUCGUUGAACCAGGGCUGCCUAGCUCCCAUCAACGUAAUCAUACUCUCUGAGACGAUUAUUUCCCCUUCGCUGGGUGCUGCCACAGUUAGCGGCAAUGUAGAAACGUCGCAGAGAGUAACGGAUGUGGUGUUGAGGGCGUUCCAGGCCGCCGCGGCUAGUCAGGGAACGUGCAAUAACGUGACGUUCGGAUAUGGAGGUGAGAUGGUCGACGGGAAGGCAAAGCCUGGGUUCGGAUACUACGAGACCAUCGCAGGCGGCGCCGGUGCAGGACCAAGCUGGGAAGGCCAGUCAGGCGUACACGUCCAUAUGACCAAUACCAGAAUCACGGAUCCGGAGUCCCUAGAGCGUCGAUACCCGUGCAUACUCCGUGAGUUCGGGAUCCGGCGGGGAUCCGGCGGCCGAGGCAAGUAUAAUGGAGGAGACGGCUGCGUCCGAGAGAUCGAGUUCCGUCGAGACUUGCACGUCAGUGUGCUGAGUGAGAGGCGGACGGUACCUCCUUAUGGUCUAGCUGGAGGCGAGCCUGGAGCUCUCGGCGAGAAUGUGUGGGUUCGGCAUGACGAGUACGGGACACGGGAGAUCAACCUCGGCGGGAAGAACAGUUGCGAGAUGAAGAAGGGAGAUCGGAUCAUCAUUAGGAGUCCAGGCGGAGGUGCAUACGGUGCCUUGUAA